Branchiostoma belcheri (Belcher's lancelet) is the source of this 1314-nucleotide messenger RNA. RefSeq names its product phytanoyl-CoA dioxygenase domain-containing protein 1 homolog. Lineage: Eukaryota; Metazoa; Chordata; Leptocardii; Amphioxiformes; Branchiostomatidae. The record is from RefSeq and is a predicted model, not a curated record. The coding region runs from base 1 to 1140 and encodes 379 amino acids. The transcript is spliced from 10 exons.
AUGGCGGCCAAGGCAGCAGACGACGGAACACCUCCGUGUAAGAAGACUUCACCUCCCGUGUGUUGUCCAGAGGUUUACGUCACCAAACCUCCGCAACCUAAGGAGAAAAAACCCGGACAACUCACGGAGAAACAGGUCAACCAAUUUUUCGAAGAGGGUUACGUGUUGGUGAAAGACUUCUUCACGCCAGAGGAGCUCCAGCCUGUGAGAGAUGCUGUGGAGGACCUGGUGGACAGACUGGCGGAGAAAAUGUACGCGGCGGGCAAGAUCAAAGAUACCCACAAUGGGGCGGGGUUGUUCCAGCGGCUCACGCUUCUGGAGAAGGAGUUUCCUGGCACGGCCGUGAUUCUGCACAAGUGGGGAAAACUGCCACAGGCGUUCCGGGAUCUGUGGACGAAUGAUCGGCUUCUGAACGCCGUGGAACAGUUCGUGGGACCGGACAUCGCCGGGCAUCCUGUCUGGAACCUUAGGACUAAGACUCCGAGCAACGAACAAGUUACCGUUCCGUGGCAUCAGGACAAUGCCUACCUCCAGCCUCCCUCCCUCGGUACCCUCCAGCCCACCGCCUGGAUCCCACUGCUCAACGCUACAAGGGAGAACGGUUGCAUGCAGAUUGUCCGCGGCGGCCAUAAGAAGGGUAUCACGGCGCCGCACGUCUGCUGUGCCGGGGGAACCUGGUACGUGGAACUGGCGGAGGACGACAUGGAGAAAACUCUGGGCUGCGACAUGAAGAAAGAUGUCGUGACAUGUGAAGUGCCAUAUGGCGGUGUCCUCUUCCUCAACAACUGUGUUCCACACCGCAGUCUAGAGAACAACUCUAAUGACAUCCGGUGGAGUCUGGACCUCCGUUGGCAGGACCCCGCCAAACCUUCAGGGUUCUGGGGAGACAAGAAGCCCGUUCUCAUGAGGACCGAGGAGGAUCCUGGGUACAAGCCCGUCUGGGAAGGGUUUGCUGACGUCAGCAAGCACACGCAGUAUGACGACAAGAUGAAAGAUACAGACCAGGAGGCGAAUGAUGACGAGUUUGACCCGACUAUCCAGGGUCCGUGGAUGCUCCGCUGGAAAAUCGUGCAUCACAACAGACACACCAAAGGUCUGGAGACGGGGCAUAACACCAUCUCUACAUGGCACAAGGCUUAGAUUACACAGUAGUAACUAUGUAGCUAGUAACUACUAACUACAUGGCACAAGGCAUAGAGUACACAGUAGUAACUAUGUAACUAGUAACUACUCACUACAUGGCACAAGGCAUAGAGUACAAAACAGGCAUAACACCAUCUCUACAUGGCACAAGGCAUAGAUUAGGCUUUGUUG